Budorcas taxicolor (takin) is the source of this 1947-nucleotide messenger RNA. RefSeq names its product ATPase H+ transporting V0 subunit e2 (gene ATP6V0E2). The record is from RefSeq and is a predicted model, not a curated record. Gene Ontology annotation, biological process: proton transmembrane transport. NCBI's taxonomy places the organism in Eukaryota, Metazoa, Chordata, Mammalia, Artiodactyla, Bovidae. The transcript has 4 exons. Gene Ontology annotation, molecular function: proton-transporting ATPase activity, rotational mechanism. The coding region runs from base 48 to 293 and encodes 81 amino acids. Gene Ontology annotation, cellular component: proton-transporting V-type ATPase, V0 domain.
UACUCAGCGGAGCAUCCGCAGCUCUGACCCGCAUCCCGCGCCUGGCCAUGACGGCGCAUUCCUUCGCCCUCCCGGUCGUCAUCUUCACCACGUUCUGGGGCCUCAUCGGCAUCGCCGGGCCCUGGUUCGUGCCCAAAGGACCGAACCGCGGAGUGAUCAUCACCAUGCUGGUGGCCACCGCCGUUUGCUGUUACCUCUUCUGGCUCAUUGCCAUCUUGGCUCAGCUGAACCCCCUGUUCGGGCCCCAGCUGAAGAAUGAGACCAUCUGGUACGUUCGCUUCCUGUGGGAGUGACCGUCGCCUCUGCGGCCCCAGGUGCCCCCGCUGUCCAGAUGACCGUGGCUCCACUGUCCCUGAUGACCCUUUUGUCACCGUCCCCCCACCUCCGUCCCCCUAGCUGUGUCCGGUCCCUCUGGGCCCCCUCCCCUAAGGCCUGCUGGGUUCUGGAAAGUCCCGCCUUCCCCAGCUCAGGAAGGCCGAACUCAGAGCCAGCCCUCAAGUUCCCUCUGCCCGCUCCUCCCCAAGUAGGUUCUGGCCGGAAGCUGACUAGGGUGGGGGCUGCCUUGUACUACAAAGGGGAGCCCAAGGCCGGCCGGGGCAUCGGCAUCCUGGGGAGGAGGGCUUGGAGCCAAGAUGCUCAGAGGCUGGAGAGGAAGCCCUAGGGAGGAGGCUGGGUCCUGCAAUGCCCAGCUCUGUGAUCCCGGAGCAUCUGCCCGCAUGAGGUCCUUACCCGUGAGAUGGGCCGUGGCGAAGGCCUGUCUUGGGAGUUCUCCUUUGAUUUUCUGACAUGCUUUGAUGUGAAAUUUCUGGAAACGUUGACAUAACAGUCAAACAUUCACACACAAAAAGUGCCACAGUAAUUUGGAUCAAGAUUGAAAAGCUGUAUGUUCAGCAUCCUUUAUCCUCCGAGUAACUCAAAGGGGCUUGCUCAGGAGGUGGCAUCUGCUCUGCAUAUUCUCUCCCCGCUUCCUCCCUGACCUGGGCCUCCCUGUCUGGGGAUCGGGCUACCUCCCUUCCCGGGGGCUCAGCCUGAAGCAGCUCCCCCUGCACCUCAGGCCUAGACUCCCCAUGGGAGGAGGAUUUCUGAGCCCCUCGAGGUCGCCUGGAUGGAGGGAGGGCGAAGACAGACAGGUGUGAGUGAUGUGUGGGCAGCGCCAUGGGCCCUGAGGACUGUUCCCAGUGCAGGCUGGGAACCCCUGGCCUGGUGAGGACCGCAGGCAGAGCUUGCGGGCAUGGACCAGAGGGAGCCUGGGGCCCCAGCCCAUGCGCUCACUUCCCCCAGCAGAGUUGGGGCAGACACCUGACAGUCCCAGAGCUGACUCGAGUCCCCGACUCCAUUCUGCCACGCUGCCUCCCUGGGGAGGGGAAAGCCAGUCUCUUGUCUUCAUUGACUUUGUUUGAUUGGCAUUCUGUUCAGCGGGCAUCUUUUUUGGCACAAUGGCGGAAUGUGGUACAUCUUCCCUGGAUUUCUUGCCUCUGGGCUUGGCGUCUCGCUCAGGUGGGGGCCUCUCUUUGACAUUCCUCCACCCCCUGUCUGGCCCCUUGCUGUGCUGAGCUCUGCGGCCCCCUUGGAGUGGGGCGCUGACCUCGUGGCCAUGUCUAGUGACUCAUGAAUGAAAGGGGGGGAGACUCCUGUCUGGGAGCCGAGUCCUGGCUGAGGCCGUUUGCUGCCUGUCACACCCCUGCCUGCCCAGCCCCCGUUUCCUCGGUGGGAGGAUUUGAGGGGCAGGAGAGGGGCCUGGCAGCUGCUUGGCCCUGCAGCCCUGGAGCAUGGACAUCAAGGACUAUGUUUUCCUGAGACCUGAGAGCGAGUACAACUUCCCGGAUUCUGCCCAGAACCAGGCCUGGCAGGAGGAGGAAGACGGAGGACUCUUUCAAGUGGAACUUUGCCCACCUCCCAGCUGUGAUUACAGAGAGUGCACGGCCUCUGGGGUCUGCAAUAAAGCCU